AUGUCCUCCUCUUUAGAGGACAGCGAACUGGCGAGACUGGAGAAGGAACUCCUCGACGGGCCCUCGGACUCCAAGGAAAACGAAGUGGAGAACACGAGGAAAAGAAGAAAGGACUCCACCUCUUCGGAAUCGUCUUGUUACAGCUCGUCAAGUUCUACCUCGACAUCGUCGUAUUCGGAGGACAACUCGGACGGCAACAACCCGCGCCACCGGAAGGAGGAAUCGCGGAAAAAAGGAUUCAGCACCGAAUCUCCUUUGGAAGCCAUCCGUAUUCCCAGAAGAAUCGACUUCGCAGGCGCAGUCAAGGAAGCGCCAGAAAUCGCUCGAAUGGAGUACAAGAAGCUCCGGACAAGAGUCGAAAUCGACCAAAAACUUCUGGAUCACUUCAACAAGUGUGCAGCAGGGGUCUACGUAGGCACCGAGGAUAGAUUGAGCUUCUUCGACCGCCUUCCUCUGGUAUCGUCGGGUUUGGCAGCUCCCCCGGUUUUGGAUGAAGGCUUACCAAGAAAAUCAUUCAGAAUUCAAGUCGAUGAAUCUUCGCUGAUGGCGGACGCUGAAGUGCUGCUAAACGCCCUCAAUCUAAUGGCUAUUGCUCGGAGCGAGAGUCGGGCGGGUCGCUCCCAACGCGCAGAUCUUUACAUAGAGCAAGCCAUGGAAGUGCUCUCCUUUGGUGUCGAAGCGAAUGUGACACGAAGAAGAGAAAGAUUUCUAAGGUCAUUUGGAGUCGAGCCGUUGAAAAUAGUGCACAAUUUUCACCGAUUUCCAGUCGAGGAGCCUAUUCGCUCAGCAGAUCUUCCUUGGAACGAAGUCUGUCCGGCGCUCAUAGGCCCCAAACUCACGACUGAAAUAGUGGAGAAGUCCCAAUGCAGAAAGCUCACGGAAGCCCUGGUGAAGGAAGCAAAGUCCAAGAGGACGCACAGCAAUGGAAAAAGGAUGAAGACGUUUUCAUCAAAAAAAGAGAGGAAAUCCAAGAGGACUUCGGAUGGAAGAGAAAAAGAAGCCGAAAGACGCAAAAAGCCUAAGGAUCACAGGUCAAAGAAAACGCACGCUUCGAAGAAGUAA
Molecule: messenger RNA, 1062 nt
Organism: Ostertagia ostertagi
Lineage: Eukaryota; Metazoa; Nematoda; Chromadorea; Rhabditida; Trichostrongylidae
Source: the annotation of a GenBank genome assembly